AUUAGUAAACGCAACUUCUUCCAAAAGCGUCAUUAGUCUAAAUUCUACUGUCUUCCACGCAAUCUAGAGAGAGAAAGAGAGAGAAAGAGAGAGAAAAUAGAGUGAAGAAAGCGAGUGAAAUAUCAUCAAAUUUCUUCCAUUUUUCGACCUUCAAUUGCUUAUUAUUCACGAACUUUUCUCUAUUUCUCUCUCUUCAACUUCAUCGAUAAACACCAAUUCCAUUUCCAAAGAAGCGAUCGGAAAUUGAAGAUGUUAGACGGCUUGCUUGGAAAAAGUGGAUUCUACUCUAAAUGUAAAUCGUUGAUUAAGCAGACGAGAACUCGAAUCGAGGUUGUGCGAAGGAAGCGAAAUGCAACGCAGAAGUUUCUGAGAAAAGACAUUGCUGAUCUAUUAGCUAAUGGACUCGAGAAGAAUGCUCUUGGAAGAGCUGAUGGAUUGAUAUCGGAGCUGAUUCUUUCUUCGUGCUAUGAUUUUAUUGAUCAUGUUUGUGAACUCAUUUUGAAGCAUCUUCCAGUUUUGCAAAAACUCAGGCAAUGCCCAGAGGACUGUAGGGAGGCUGUAGGAUCCUUAAUUUUUGCUGCUGCCAGAUUAUCAGAAUUACCCGAGCUUCGUGAACUCAGAGACUUGUUCCAGGAAAGAUAUGGAAGCUCCCUGGAGUACUAUGUAAAUCAAAAGCUGGUCGAGAAUAUAACUCCUAGACCACCAUCUAUGGAAAAAAACAUCCAACUAUUAGAAGAGAUAGCAUCUGAAUUUUCAUUGAGGUGGGACAGUAGGGGAUUUGAAGAGAGAAUGGCUAAAGCUUCCGUCUCCGAGCAGAAGCACCAGCGAAGUCCUGAGACUCUCUAUGCUGCUCAGAGUAAUAUUUCAACACCUCUCGCUAAAGAUACUGUUCAGAGGACAGUCAAAGCUGAAGUUUUGCCAAAGAAAAGGAGUGAAGCUACUUACCAAAGUAGAGAAAGACAAGUUGAUAGCAGACAUCAAACUGAAACCAGCAGAGACGGUAAUUUUGACAGAAAAGAUGAACUGAGGUAUGAUGUUGCACCAGAACUCACCAAAAACAGGUACAAGCCACCUUCUGUUAAGGAAGAGAGUCAUCAGAAGAAAGAGGACUACAACAAUAAUUUUCAACGGAGAAUACAGAAGACUGAUAGAUAUGUUUCUGAAGAGAAUAAUGCUGAAGAAGUUAUUCAAGUCGGCAAUACAUCUCACGGGAAAAGAUCGGAAUCUCUUGAUAAGCUGGGUAGACAUAGGCAGGAUGAUGAGUUAGAGAUAGAUCUUUUAAAGAUAUUAUCACAACAAAAACCUGAUCCACGACCAGCCAAUAAUGGAUUAAGAUCCCCAUCUUCGGUCCAUAAUUAUCCUGCUGAAAACAUUCAUGUAAGAUCCAUGAGCAAGAAGCAAGAGGAUGUGACAGAUGGAUUGAAAUCCAAUUUCAGGGGUGGUGUUCCGCCUCCAUAUCUGAAACCAAGAAAAAGCAAGCAUAAAGUUGAUGUAGAAGAGAAUGACACUUUGACCUUUAUUCCAGCAGGCAACAGCAACAGGUUAGGAAACCCCCCAACAAAACCUGAUUUACCUGAUGCCCAUGAAAAUGUGGAUGGGGUAGAACGUGUCACAGAAAUUUACUACAAGGAUGAAAGUGGUGUUGAAUCCACUCCUAGACGAAGAUCACAUAGGAGGAGACACUCACGAUCUGCAUCGUCCCAAGAUGCUAAAGUGAAUGGUGAGGUGGGAAAUGAAGAAAGGGUUGUCCGGCGUGUUUCAACUAGCAGGAGGAGACACGAAUCAAAAAAAGGUCUCCAAAUUCUGUUUGAUGAUGACCAUGAACAGAAGGAUGAUGAAGAGAAGAUGAUUGACAAGUUGUUGCUUCACUACAGCAAGAAGCCUUCUUCCAGUGAUCCUGGAAAGCCGAGGAAAGAGACUAAAAACAGAAAGAAUGAUGCAAUUAAAUCUCCUCUUCAUAAAGCUGCAGUUGGCACUAGCAUGGAUGAGGAGGAUUCAACACCGAGGAAAGAGACAUCUAGGUCGAUGUCCUUUCCUUCUCGACCAGUGACCCAAUCUGAGCCACAGAAGGUAUUUGCUCGUGCUGCUUCCUUCCAGCAGGAGGCUCCUGCAAAGCAUGUGCACCCAAAGCUUCCUGACUAUGAUGAUUUAGCUGCAAGGUUUGCUGCCCUCAGAUCAAGUAAAGACUAAAAGCUCCAAAUUUUGGUAACAAUCUCAAAUCAUUCCUUGAUUACUACACUAUCUGCCUAUUGCAUUCACUAAGCAUUCCUGCUGCAAGAGAUCUUAGAAGUUCUAUGUCGAAUUACCAAGGUCGAGAAAUGUUCUUCGAAUUAUAUGCAGACUCGAACCCAGCAGGGAGCGUUUUGGUUUCCUGGGAAAUGGCGGUAUCAUUGUACCAUAUUCAAGAGUAACAAAUUGUUGACCAUGUAACUACUAUACUGUAAAAUUGAUGUUACCAAUUGCAUGUUACCAUAUUCAAAAAAGAAAAAAAAAGAACUCUUUAACACGGUUUAAGCUUCAUGAUUUAAUACAAUAGUAGUAGUUCAAUUUUUAUUUCA
Beta vulgaris subsp. vulgaris (sugar beet) is the source of this 2558-nucleotide messenger RNA. RefSeq lists its product as hypothetical. Bases 250 to 2190 code for a protein of 646 amino acids. Lineage: Eukaryota; Viridiplantae; Streptophyta; Magnoliopsida; Caryophyllales; Amaranthaceae. Gene Ontology annotation, biological process: protein transport. The transcript is spliced from 6 exons. The record is from RefSeq and is a predicted model, not a curated record.